UUCAACAACCCAAGAACCGAAGAAUUGGACAGAAAGAAUAAUUUUUGCCUCACUAUUGAUUACAUGCAUUGUCUAUACAAGUUGGUUCUAUACGAUAAUUUUGGACAUUAAUUUUCGACCAAUAACUUCUGAAAUUUCAACUUUAGAAGAACUAGCCGCAUCGGACUUGACACCAAUAAUGGAUGAUGAUUUGAUUUUUGCACAUUCCUUCAGUGAAGCUAUUAACACAUUCGUGAAUGAUUACAAACCGCUUCAACAUAACCAAGAGGAAGAUUGUUUGAAAAGAUUGAUUAAUUAUCAGAAUAUCAGUUGUGUUCUUGUUAAUGCUGCAUAUCAUGUUAACAAGUAUGAAGCUAAAAAUGGCAAAUCAGAAAAAGUUAAAUUGAAAAUCUUAGAAGAAGCUGUUGCAUAUUCUACUAAUAGUUUCUCAGCAGUGAGUUUGUCACCUUUUAUCGAUCGAUUUAAUGAAUUAAUGCUUAAAGCUUCAGAAUUUGGAUUUCUUAAAGAUUUUUAUGAACCUGUUGUAGACCCAAUAACUGAAAUUAUUGAGCCAGAACUGAUUAAAAAGGAGAAACUUUUUCCCGUACUAUUUGGUGCAUUAAUUAUUGGAUAUUCUCUUUCGUUAAUUGCUUUUAUUUGUGAAAUAAUUACAUCAAAAAUUAAGAGAAAAUUUUUCAACAAACCAAAAUUUCGAUUUGUAAAUUAAAGACUGUGAUGCAAAAAAACUUUUGAUAACUUGAUUAAUAAAGUCAAGAACAUAUAGCUAUAUAGUUGACUUGAUAAAUAGAACGAAAACUUACAAAUCAAUUUUAUGUUGGGCUGAGCACUGAAGAAAAAAACAAAAAAUGGAUCAUUUUGGGGCUUCAAUUAUAUGAGAAGAAAUUUAUGAAAUAUCAGAGUGAAAGUUAUCAAAUUUUGUUCAAACUUCGCCAAAAAUGUUGUCAUUGUUAGAGAAAGUAUUAAUACCAAAAAUUAUUCAAAUUAAUAUAAAACAUUUUCUCAGUUAUUAUAGAUUUGUAAAAUAUUUCAACUUUUUGAGAACCUAGAAAUUAAAUCAUAACAAAAUUUUGAAACGCAAACUUGUUUAGAUUGAACUUCAUUAUAUAGACCCACUUUACAGCUAACAAUUUGUUACCUUUAAAUUAAAUCAAUUAAUAUUUUAAUUGAUUUUUGUA
Leptopilina boulardi is the source of this 1175-nucleotide messenger RNA. RefSeq lists its product as uncharacterized. The record is from RefSeq and is a predicted model, not a curated record. Lineage: Eukaryota; Metazoa; Arthropoda; Insecta; Hymenoptera; Figitidae. The coding region runs from base 179 to 706 and encodes 175 amino acids. The transcript is spliced from 2 exons.